Diaporthe citri is the source of this 2709-nucleotide messenger RNA. RefSeq lists its product as uncharacterized. The coding region runs from base 1 to 2709 and encodes 902 amino acids. The record is from RefSeq and is a predicted model, not a curated record. The transcript is spliced from 5 exons. Gene Ontology annotation, molecular function: enzyme regulator activity. Gene Ontology annotation, biological process: regulation of protein catabolic process; proteasome-mediated ubiquitin-dependent protein catabolic process. Gene Ontology annotation, cellular component: proteasome regulatory particle, base subcomplex; nucleus; proteasome complex. Lineage: Eukaryota; Fungi; Ascomycota; Sordariomycetes; Diaporthales; Diaporthaceae.
AUGGCUCAAGACAGCGACAAGCCUACUGCCAUCGACAAGGGAAAGGGCAAGGCGGUUGAGAAUGGCAAGCCUGAUGAUGUGUCCAAGGAGAAGGAUGGCAAGCCUCUGGCAAACGGAAAGAAAGCCGACGAGAAGGAUGACACCACAGAAGAUCUCAGCGAGGAGGACCAACAACUCAAGAGCGAGCUUGACAUGCUCGUCGAGCGGUUGACCGAGCCCGAUGCGUCCCUCUACAAGCCGGCCUUGGAGGCCAUGAAGAACUUCAUCAAGACAUCGACAUCAUCUAUGACUGCUGUUCCGAAGCCCUUGAAGUUCCUCCGACCCCAUUACGACACCAUGACCGCUUUGUACGAGAACUGGCCAGCAGGCGAUGACAAGAACUCGUUGGCCGAUGUACUGUCCGUGAUCGGCAUGACUUUCUCAGAUGAGGACAGACAAGAUACCCUGAAGUACAGGCUGUUGGCACCAACGCAGGACAUCGGCUCCUGGGGACAUGAAUAUGUCCGGCAUCUGGCCCUGGAGAUUGGGGAGGUCUACGCCAAGAGGAUCACAGCCGAGGAAUCCACCACUGAUCUGGUGGAUCUGGCGCUGUCCCUUGUGCCUCUGUUUCUCAAGAGCAAUGCGGAGGCCGAUGCGGUUGAUUUGAUGAGCGAGCUGGAGAUCAUCGAGAAGCUGCCAGAGUUCAUCGACGAGGACACUUACUCCAGAGUUUGCUUGUACAUGGUUUCCAUGGUCAACCUUCUGACAUACCCAGACAACGAGCUGUUCCUUCGUGUCGCUCAUGACAUAUACAAGGAAUACAACCAAUACACGCAGGCCAUGGUCUUGGCCAUCCGCCUCAACGACACAGACCAGAUCAAGGCGGAUUUCGAGGCAGCAACCGACCCUACACUGAAGAAGCAAUUAGCAUUCCUGAUCGCGCGGCAGAGGAUAUUCCUGGACUCGGAAGAAGAAGAUCCCGAAGUCCAAGAGAGUCUCAGCAAUCUCCGUCUGUCGGAGCACUUCAAGACUCUUGGCAAGGAGCUCAACAUCCUCGACCCCAAGACGACUGAAGACAUUUACAAGAGCCAUCUGGAGAGCAGUCGUGUGGCUGGGAUGACCAACCUGGACUCUGCUCGUCACAACCUGGCUGCAGGGUUUGUCAACGCGUUCGUGAACGCUGGCUUCGGCAACGACAAGAUGAUGCUGGUAGACAAGGAUACCAACAGCUGGGUGUGGAAGACCAAGGACGAAGGUAUGAUGUCAACAGUUGCAUCAUUGGGAACCUUACUCCUGUGGGACGUCGAGAACGGCCUGGACAAGAUCGACAAGUAUACAUACUCUGAGGAGCCCCAAAUCGUCGCGGGAGCCAUGCUCGCCAUUGGUAUCAUGAAUGCUGGCGUGAAGAUGGACUCUGAGCCUGUCAUGGCUCUGCUUGGAGAGCCUGAGAAACUUGAGCACUCCAACCCUCUCAUCCGUGUUGCUUCGAUAAUGGGACUUGGCCUGACGUACGCUGGCUCCAACAAGGAGGAGCUGCUGGAGAAGCUUCUGCCUGUCAUUAAUGACACCACCCAGGACAUGCAGAUCUCAGCCAUGGCCGCCUUGGCCUGUGGUCUUAUCUUCGUUGGCACAUCCCACCCAGACGUGACGGAAGCAAUAAUCACAACCCUUCUCGAUGAUGAGCGCCAAAACCAACUGAAGGACAAAUGGACUCGAUUCCUGGCUCUCGGACUUGGCCUGCUAUUCUUCGGUAAGCAAGAAGAGGUGGACGUCAUUCUGGAGACCCUCAAGGCAAUCGACCACCCUGCGGCAAAGCCCACAGCUGUCCUGGCUGAGAUCUGUGCCUGGGCUGGCACUGGUGCUGUGCUGAAGAUCCAAGAGCUCCUGCACAUGUGUAAUGAGCACAUGGAGGAGUCGGACGAGAAGAAGGGUGACGAACUGGUACAAUCCUAUGCCGUGCUUGGACUUGGCUUGCUCGCAAUGGGCGAGGAAGUCGGCCAGGAGAUGGUGCUUCGUCAGUUCGGCCAUCUCAUGCACUACGGCGAGCCCAACAUCCGCCGGGCAGUUCCCCUGGCUAUGGGCUUGAUUAGCCCAAGCAACCCUCAGAUGAAGGUCUACGACACUCUUUCCCGAUACAGCCACGACAAUGACAAUGAUGUCGCAAUCAACGCCAUCUUCGCCAUGGGUCUUCUCGGCGCCGGUACGAACAAUGCCAGAUUAGCGCAACUGCUCCGACAAUUAGCAAGCUACUACCACCGUGAGAAGGAGUCACUCUUCAUGGUGCGGAUUGCCCAGGGUCUCCUGCACAUGGGCAAGGGCACCAUGUCCCUCAGCCCCUUCCACACUGACCGGCAGAUCCUGUCAAGGGUCUCGUGUUCAGGCCUGCUGGCUGUGCUCGUGGCUAUGAUUGACGCCAAGCAGUUCAUCACCAAGAACUCUCACUAUCUCUUGUACUUUUUGGUCACGGCCAUGCACCCGCGUUUCCUCGUCACUCUCGACGAGAACCUCAAGCCCCUGACGGUCAACGUGCGCGUUGGUCAGGCAGUUGAUGUAGUCGGCCAAGCCGGUCGCCCCAAGACCAUCACCGGCUGGCAGACACAGAGUACCCCUGUCCUGCUGGGGUACGGCGAGCGGGCUGAGCUCGAAGACGAGGAAUACAUCAGCGUGAGCAAUGUGCUCGAGGGCCUGGUCAUCCUGAAGAAGAACCCGGAGUGGGAAGACGCCGUAUAA